Molecule: messenger RNA, 296 nt
Organism: Drosophila navojoa
Lineage: Eukaryota; Metazoa; Arthropoda; Insecta; Diptera; Drosophilidae
Product: small ribosomal subunit protein eS28 pseudogene
Source: RefSeq, a predicted model, not a curated record
GUCGUCGCUCGAGCUGAGCAGGUGGUCUGGUCUCCCAGAAGAAGAACCCCCAUCCGAGGACUGAGGGACGCUGAAGCCAUGGACAAGCCAAUUGUCUGGGCACGUGUCGUCAAGGUGCUCGGCCGCACCGGCUCCCAGGGACAGUGCACCCAAGUGAAAGUGGAGUUUCUUGGCGAGCAGAAUCGCCAGAUCAUCCGCAACGUCAAGGGACCCGUGCGCGAGGGCGACAUUUUGACGCUGCUCGAAUCGGAGCGCGAGGCUCGUCGUUUGCGUUAGGAGGAGCGGAGCAGACAACG